AUGUCCGGGAUACUCCAGGUCUUAGCAGGUCCCAACCCAAACCUGUCAACGGGAAGUACCUUUUGGACUCAACGGGUUUAUGUAUAUGGUCCAGUGGCGAGCGCAGGAGUAUCCCAACGUCUUGUCCCUCGAGUUGCUCUGUUUAGCUCUAGUCCAGCCUUCAACGUUCGCCCCUUGAAGAGUAUAUACGGUUAUACCGGAACAUAUUGUCCUAGAGAACGUUUCUAG
Messenger RNA from Fusarium poae, 228 nucleotides. RefSeq lists its product as uncharacterized. The transcript is spliced from 2 exons. Bases 1 to 228 code for a protein of 75 amino acids. The record is from RefSeq and is a predicted model, not a curated record. NCBI's taxonomy places the organism in Eukaryota, Fungi, Ascomycota, Sordariomycetes, Hypocreales, Nectriaceae.